UAGAAUGUAGAGUAGAAAUGGCUGUUCGAGUUCGAGCCCCUGUUUUAACAAGUGGAAGGACCUUAAGCAUUAGAGAUCUUAAUGAAGUGACUGUACUACUCGAGAGACAUAAGUACGACAAGACAUCGUAUUAUCAACUUGGUCUACGUCUUCUAUUAUAUGAUAACACACUGAGGAGCAUUGAACAUGAGCACAGAGGACAGGUUGAUCGUUGUUUCACAGAGUGUUUGGCUAAAUGGUUGCGUAAAGCUGAUGGUGUGGAGACUCCAACAAUAGAUACACUGAUAGCUGCUCUUAGAGGAAUAGGAGAGAAUGCUGUAGCUGAUGGUAUUAAUGGAGAAAGACAAAAUCUACCUGCUAUGUCAAGAUAUGAAGCCACACCCCAAAUAUUGUCUACAGCUGAAAGGCAUCCAGCACAGCCAUUGCUUGUUAAUCCAGGUGUUCGUAAUCUUGAGCGCAGAGUUGAUCAAGUUCCUAAUUUGCGAGACAUUGCUAAUGAAUUGCAGAAUAAGUUUGAUUAUCUCGUUCUUGCCGUGAAAAAGUCACUUGAAAGUACAUGUACAUGUAAUUCCAUUGUUGUAGAAGAUGCAAAAAUGUUGAUACGUGGAUGCUUAAGGAGAAAAAUUACUGCCGUUCCUGAGUUGAUGCCCUGCAUUUAUAUUCUUGAGGGGGUUAAUGAUUUAAAAAGCUUUUUUGAUUUUUUAAGCAAUCAUGAUUUCAUUGGCUACCUCAAUUACAAGCUAUUAAAAAAACUAAUUGAACUGGUUAAAGAUGAUAAUGAGAUUAGCAGACGAUUUUUUGAAUAUGAAAAAGAAUACGCUAAAUUAUUGAGUGCAGCUUCCUUUGAAGAUUUGAUACCUUUCUUUGAACAACAAUCUGAUUUAUCUCCUACUGCUCCUCUUGGUUUACCUUAUAUCUGUUUUCGUCUUGGUUCCCCUUGGCUUCAUUCUCGAUUUUAUACCUGGGUCUCAACCUUUGGUGAAUUCUCAUGGUCAUAUUAUGCAAUUCUUAAACAAUUAAGAAAAAAUUGUGUUAUCAUCACUUAUGCUAUACUGCCAUUUGUUCUUGAUGAUGUCAUAAGAGAUCUCAAGGAUCCAGUGAUAUUGAAAAAGCUAGAAGAUAAAGGAAUUACUGUAAUUGAAUUACCACAAGAAGAGGAAGAAGAUUUUGAGGACAUUGAGGAAGAUCCACAGAUUGAAUCCACUGCUAAAGCAGAACCAAGAGCUGGUGCUUCUUCAAUCAUACAGACCACAUCAUCUGAGGGUAACAUUCCCACCACAAGCACUACUACUUUGGUAGGUAUACCACAUUUACAGUUACAGUAAAUUACAAUAAAUUAUGCCGCAUACACAAUGUA
Molecule: messenger RNA, 1357 nt
Organism: Amphimedon queenslandica
Lineage: Eukaryota; Metazoa; Porifera; Demospongiae; Haplosclerida; Niphatidae
Exons: 8
Coding region: 18-1325 (435 amino acids)
Biological process (GO): signal transduction
Molecular function (GO): protein binding
Source: RefSeq, a predicted model, not a curated record